UUUGAAAAAUUAAAUUUGUCGAAACUUCUGAUCGCGGAGGUUAUUGCACGGGCUCGGUUGAUACGAGCUAUAGUGUGAAAUAACUUCUCCGUGUAGCAGCUCUUGUUCGCUGCUCCUUGUAGCUGUAAAUAUUUCUCAAAUUCGGCGUAGCCAUGGAGGUCCUUGCAAGUGCAGUGACCAUGCGCAGUUCGGUACCAUCAUCUUCUUCCAUUGAUUACUUCCAUAACGUACCUAGAAGGUCGCAGGCUGCACCGAGUAGAAGAACAAGCACGGGAGUGGGGAAUUCUGCCCUCUCACGGCACCACGAAGGUUUGCGGGCAUCGUCUGCGGUAGAUAUUUUGCGACCUCUGUCUUUGACCGAGGGUUUUGAAGUAGCUGUACAUUCGCACCUGUCAAUGGGAAGGAGUAUUGAGCAGCAGAGUCGCGGAAUUGUCACCGCGGUGUUUGAGAGGUUUACGGAGAGAGCGAUCAAGUCAGUGAUGUUGGCACAAAGAGAAGCCAAAGCUCUUGGUAAACGAGAAGUUGGAACGGAGCAGCUGUUGCUGGGAUUGAUUGCGGAAGAUAGAGGGAGUGAAGGCUACCUCAGUUCAGGCGUUACGAUCGAUAGGGCCAGGGAAGCCGUAAAGGCUUUGUUGAAUGAAUCGGAGGGCAGCAAUUUACUCGGGCCAGCAACGGAUGUUCCAUUCUCCCACGGAAGCAAGAGAGUGUUUGAAGCGGCACUUGAGCAUUCGAAAAAGAUGGGACACAAUUACAUUGCUCCAGAGCACAUUGCGAUUGCUCUAUUGGCUGUGGACGAUGGAGGUGCCAGCAAGGUCCUUGACAAGUUGGGUGUGAAGAAGGGGAAAUUACAGUCAGAGGCUGUAGCGAAGCUGCAGGGUGAGCUAGAGAAGGAGGGUCGUGCAGCAUCGUCAUCAGUUGCCAUGCCACAAAAGGCAGCCGCUGGCGGCACCCCUUCGAAACGUGGUUCUUCCAGAAAAGAAAAAAGUGCAUUGAAUGACUUCUGCGUUGACCUAACUGCAAAGGCCGCAGAAGGUAAGGUAGAUCCAGUAAUUGGCCGCGACCAAGAAGUGCAGCGAGUGGUACAAAUUCUUGCCCGUCGAACGAAGAAUAAUCCAAUUCUUCUAGGUGAACCUGGGGUCGGGAAGACUGCGAUUGCCGAGGGUCUUGCAAUGCGAAUAUGUAAAGGCGAUGUUCCUGAUUUCUUGAUCGGAAAGCGGGUGAUGUCACUGGAUAUGGGAUUGCUCCUAGCUGGAGCCAAGGAACGCGGUGAAAUGGAGACGCGGGUGACUAGUCUAAUUGAAGAGACUCGGUCUGCAGGGAAUGUAAUCUUACUAAUUGAUGAAGUGCACACACUGGUGGGGUCUGGUUCGGUUGGAAGAGGAGGUAGCGCAGGGGCAGGUUUAGACAUUGCCAACCUACUAAAGCCUGCUCUAGCGAGAGGGGAGCUUCAGUGUAUUGGAGCAACAACUCUGGACGAACAUCGCAAGCACAUUGAGAAAGACAAAGCCCUAGCACGUCGCUUCCAGCCAGUCAUGGUUUUGGAGCCUUCACAGGAGGACGCUGUGACCAUAUUGAUGGGGUUGCGCAGUAGAUAUGAAGAACAUCAUAGGUGCCACAUAACCAGCGAAGCAGUGGAGACUGCCGUGUACUUGGCUUCUCGGUAUAUUGCUGAUCGGUUCUUGCCUGAUAAGGCUAUCGACCUUUUGGAUGAAGCUGGAAGUCGAGCUCGAAUUAACUCUUUUAGGAAGAGAAAGGAGCGACAAACUAGUAUCUUGACUAAAUCUCCAAGCGAAUACUGGCGGGAGAUUCGUGCUGUACAGGCUUCACAGGAAUCGAUUUUAGUUUCGGUUUCAGGAAGUACGGAUGCUCCUGGAGAGGACCUGUCAAGUCCAUCAACAACGGAAUCAAUAGAAGCAGAAUUGGGUAAUGAUGCGUUGUCUGUGCCAAAUAAUGACGUAUUAGAUGCGAGCAUUGUCAGCGACGAUGAGGAGUUUGCGGAAGGACCUGUGGUGGUCGGACCAAGUGAAAUCGCGGCAGUGGCAUCCAUGUGGUCUGGUAUUCCGGUGGAACAGUUGACAAACGACGAACAAAUCAAAUUAAUGAACUUAGAGAAACUUCUCCAGACUCGCGUUGUGGGUCAAGAUGAUGCGGUAAAUGCAAUCUCGCGGGCUGUGAGAAGGGCACGUGUGGGAUUGAAGGAUCCUAAUCGGCCUAUUGCUGCAAUGCUUUUCUGUGGUCCAACAGGAGUUGGAAAGACGGAGCUCACGAAAGCUCUGGCCCAGCACUACUUUGGAUCGGAAGAAUCCAUGAUUCGAUUGGACAUGAGUGAGUACAUGGAGAGGCACACCGUGAGUAAGUUGGUUGGAUCUCCUCCAGGUUAUGUAGGAUAUGGUGAAGGUGGUAUACUCACUGAAGCCGUGCGUCGGCGCCCAUUCACAGUAAUUCUUAUGGACGAAAUCGAGAAAGCUCAUCCUGAUGUUUUCAACAUGCUACUACAAAUAUUUGAAGAUGGCCAUCUUACCGAUUCUCAGGGGAGAAAGGUGUCCUUUAAGAAUGUUUUGAUUGUGAUGACAUCUAAUAUAGGUUCGCAACAAAUCGCAAAGGGAGGUAGUAGCCGAAUUGGGUUCACGUACCACAAUCCCGAUGAAGCAGACGGUGGCAAGUACUCGCAAUUGAAGGAACUUGUCAUGGAUGAACUGAAAGGUUAUUUCAGACCAGAGCUGCUGAACAGGUUGGACGAAGUGGUUGUGUUCAGGUCAUUGGAGAAGUCGCAGGUGCGUGCUAUCGUGGACAUUAUGCUUGAGGAAACGAAGACGCGGUUGUCUGCCCGGGGACUGAAUCUGGAAAUUUCUGAAGCAAUGGUGAAGCUCAUAUGUGACCAGGGAUAUGAUAGAAGUUAUGGUGCCAGGCCUUUGAGACGGGCAGUGAUGAGUUUAGUUGAGGACAAUCUCAGCGAAGCGUUACUGCAGGGCGAGUUCAAGGACGGGGACACUGCUCUAAUAGAUAUUGAUGAGACAGGGAAUCCGAAGGUUCUCCGAUACGAGAAACCCAAUGUCUGUGAUCAUGGCCUGUGCUUGCCUGAGUUGAAGACGGUGUCUGUUUCAUCGCCACCAAGCUGAAGUUGGACACGUCCAUCACAUUAUAGUAGAGUUUCAUUUCUCUGCAGUUAGAAUUCAUUGAAGGUGGUUCAGUGUCUCCAUUAAUUUGUUGGUCACGUGAAAUGCAUGCGGUACGACAUCCAGCCAGCAGUUGUAGCUACUUCUGUCCUGUAAAUGUGUGCCUUGGUUUUUUAACUACUUUAAAAGUGAUCGUGUGAUUGUAUACUAGUAUGUUAAUAGAACCUUGGAUUUGGUUGUCCUUAGGCAUUGCAUAUACUUAUGAUAUGUGACGAUAUUCAUUCUUAGUGCUAACAACAUUUUUCCCAAUUGUGCCAAAUGGGCAUGCUUAUUCAUGGCAUUCCAAGUUGUCACUCUAUUCUCUUGCUCUGCUUGCACGUUAGCAUGAUUGCAUUUGAUUAGAGUGUGCAACCAGAGUGCAUUUGAUUUAAUAAACACACUACAUUUCAAAA
Molecule: messenger RNA, 3568 nt
Organism: Physcomitrium patens
Lineage: Eukaryota; Viridiplantae; Streptophyta; Bryopsida; Funariales; Funariaceae
Product: chaperone protein ClpD, chloroplastic
Biological process (GO): cellular response to heat
Cellular component (GO): cytoplasm
Molecular function (GO): ATP hydrolysis activity; ATP binding
Source: RefSeq, a predicted model, not a curated record